AGUCACACUUUAUCAUGUCGAAAAAAGGAGCUGGCAAAAAAGGAAAGGCUGCUGCAGACGAUCAGGAUCUCGAUGCCAUUCUAGCAGAACUUGCUGUCGAAGACAAAGCUCGUGCAGAAAAGGCAAGCAAAAAAGGAAAAGGAGGGAAGAAGAUUAUUCCAGAUAAGAAUGCACCUCCCGCCAUUAAUGGCGGAGGUGACACUACUAUUCCCGAGAUAGAAAAGUCGCAAACGGUCGAUUGGCAUGAUGAAGUUGCUGCAAUGAAGCCUGUGGAUGAACAGUUUCCAGACGAGAAGUUUCCUCUUGGACAGUGUGAAACUUACUACAUAAUGGGAAAAGAUGGUCGAAUUGCGUCUGAUCGAGAAAGUAAACAAGAAAAAAAGGCUCUUGAUAACUCCUUUGAAGAUAUGUAUCAGGAUUAUCGUAGAUCGGCAGAAGUCCACCGGCAAGUUCGAAAGUACGUGAGGAGCUGGGUGAAACCAGGAAUGACGAUGAUAGAGAUAUGCGAACGACUUGAAGCUUGUUCUCGGCAGCUGAUCAAAGAAAAUGGUCUUGAGGCUGGUCUUGCUUUCCCAACUGGUUGUUCACUAAAUCAUGUGGCUGCCCAUUAUACCCCCAACAAUGGCGAUACUACUGUUCUGCAGCAAGGUGACGUAUGCAAGAUCGACUUUGGUGUGCAUGUUCGCGGACGUCUCAUAGACAGUGCAUUCACGCUUCACUUUGAUCCAAAGUACGAUAACCUUGUCAAUGCGGUCAAGGAAGCUACUAAUGCCGGGAUUCGCGAAGCCGGUAUCGACGUACGAUUAUGUGACCUGGGAGAAAUUAUUGAAGAGGUAAUGACCUCUCAUGAAGUAGAACUGGAAGGGCGCACUUACACAGUCAAACCAAUUCGGAAUCUGAAUGGUCACUCCAUCGGGCAGUACAGGAUUCAUGCUGGAAAAACUGUACCCAUUGUCAAAGGAGGUGAUCAAACUAAAAUGGAGGAGAACGAGGUUUACGCCAUCGAAACAUUCGGAUCAACUGGAAAGGGAUAUGUUCACGACGACAUGGAGUGUUCUCAUUAUAUGAAAAAUUUCGAGUUGGCUGAGGAACACAUUCCGCUAAGAUUGGCUCGCUCCAAGGCUCUGUUGAACACUAUUGAUAAGAAUUUUGGCACAUUAGCGUUUUGCCGAAGAUGGGUUGAUCGAUUGGGUGAAACCAAAUACCUCAUGUCAUUGAAGGACCUUUGUGAUAAGGGGAUCGUGGAUCCGUAUCCUCCUCUAUGCGAUGUCAAAGGCUGUUACACUGCACAGUGGGAGCAUACUCUGGUGCUUCGUCCGACAUGCAAAGAGGUACUGUCGAGAGGAGAAGACUAUUGAUUCACUCACCCCCCCCCCCCCCCAAAAAAAAAAGUUUCAUCUCCGCUGUCUGAUUCCCUCAGUUUGAACUACCAUUAGUGUCCAAUGUAUACAAACGAGUCCCAUUGUUUUAUGUGUAUUUCGCUGAGACAUGUUCGUUUUACUGGGUGUUGUAUUAGUACAGGCUGUUGUGCAUUCCUUUCGCAUAGUCAUGAUUCAACAGCAUAUUUUUAGUUUUUUGUGGGAGAAAGUAAAACGUGUGUUGUACUAUUGUUCAUAAUGUGUGUUUUGCUGAUUUCUAAGCUACAUUAAGAUUCAGAUUCACAAGUUCUUCCUAGUUCACGAGAUACACAAGUUUUCGUUUCUUUCAAUUUUAAAUAGCUACUUCACUGUUGUUAUAGCGUGGAUUGAUG
Cylicocyclus nassatus is the source of this 1750-nucleotide messenger RNA. Lineage: Eukaryota; Metazoa; Nematoda; Chromadorea; Rhabditida; Strongylidae. The record is from the annotation of a GenBank genome assembly.